GUAUUGUCAUGCAGAAGCCUUCACUCUCCACAGACCAAUCAUAUUCUUGCUUCUUGCAUGAAGAGGAGGUUCAACUCGCCUGCACUCUCCCAUCCCGUAUCCUCUGUAAUGCUGUGGAGUUCAUCUUCUAUCUGAAUGGAGACUCCAUCAUGACCGUGCCCAUUGGAUCCUCACAGCCCAGGGCUACUUUAACAAAGUUUAAGAUGGAUGCUUCACACCAGGGAAGUUACCGCUGUCUCUACAGAACCCUCUCCAACAGCCAAGCCAUCAGCUCCCCUUACAGCAACGUUACUAAAGUGGUCCUGCUACAGCCCAACAUCUCUCUCAGUCCUCCAAAUGGAGGGAUGUUUUGAGAACCUCAGGGGCCAGAGGUGAUCAGUUGCCACAGCUUCUCCAUCACCUGCUCCAUUCAGCCAUAGUAACCUGGAGGCCUCUUCUAUCUGGACUUCUCUGGUUCCAACAGAACAGAGACUACGCCAGCAGUCAACCACUCUGCCUGCUUCCACUUCCCUGUUGCAGAGUAUAAAGACCAGGGGAAAUACAGCUGCAGCUAUGGAGUCAACAUCUCCACCUGGUCAUUCAGGUCGGCUAAUAGUGAACUAGCUGUCACCAUUAGAGGUAAACUAACACAUGCUUUAAAAUAAAGUUCUUGAACAUUGCUUUUACGUGAUAUUUUAACCCAAAGAGAGAAAAUGUUUAGUAUUUUAACAUUACUUACCAUCCUUCAUAUCACAUUCUUUGUUUUGCUUUUAUAUUGUAUUGAUUUGCUAUCUACAAGUAUUGAUCUGUAGGUCUCAGCCUUUCAAAUACUGACCUUUUCCUCGGGCAUCCAUGGUCUCCAUCAUCACCUCUGGAAGGACUGGUACUGACACCAGACACAGCAGAGGGGAGGACAACGAAGAGGAAGAGGAGGAGGACUAUGUGAACGUUGAAAACGUCUGCUAUGACAGAGGUGUGGAGAGAGAGUGAAGGGCGAAAAGAAGAAUGGGAAGGAAAAAGGGCACAUCUGUGGGAAAUUGGAGGAUGUCUAUGUCAAAGAGGAGGAGGGUGUAAGGGAGGGAAAGGGUGUUUGUGGCGGGUCUCAUGAGAAAAUUAAUAGUGCAGAUGAUGGUGAAGAUUACUUUAAUGUCUCUGUCUAUGACAAUGCUGUACCACAUGACAUGAAUGAAGAGAUUUAUCAAAACGAUUAAGAAAAGUAACAGCGGUGGCAGGUAGCCUAGUGGUUAGAGCGUUGGACUAGUAACUGAAAGGUUGCAAGAUCGAAUCCCUGAGCUGACAAGGUAAAAAUCUGUCGUUCUGCUCCUGAACAAGGCAGUUAACCCACUGUUCCUAGGCUGUCAUUGAAAAUAAGAGUUUGUUAUUAACUGACUUGCCUAGGUAAAAAAAUAAACUUAACUCAUUUGCAUCAACACAUUGAUUUGGUCCUUUGUGACAUGUAAAUAAAGUUAAAUAAUAAUUCAGAUGCAAUAGUAUAACAACUACAGUUGCUACAGUUGACACUUAAAUUAGACAUUAUAUUGCUUUAUUUGAUUUCGCUUUUUGUAACCAAUCAAAAUGUUCAGCAUAUUUGAUCCAUUGGGUCGAAUUCCAAACUGUAGUUCUUGUAUGCAUUGGUGGGGUGUCACUUUGUGUCUUUGAUCAGUUCCAGUGUUGUUGAGGAACUAGCAUUAUGUGUUUUAACUGUUGGGUGAUUGCAUUAAACUGAACUGGAUCCUCAUUGCAUGUUUUUGAGAUGAACUGUCAUGUCUCCAAUUCUUCUUUGAAGGGGAGAAGAAGGUGUUCCACCAAGUGAGACAAGGUCCAACCAUAAAAAUAGUAUGAGCACUGGGAAGUAAAAGGUGUGGCUCUCGACUCGCUAUUUUGGGCCUUUGCCUUCCUAAAUCUACUUCCUUAGGUCAAGACCAUCAAGCUCUCACUUUUGAUUUUCCCUGGUUUGUCUAUCAAUCAAACAGAGUACAUGGGCUUUACUAGCAACAAAACUGAUUACCCUAGAUACAACAGCAAAAAAAAGUAGGAAGUAACAGAUGUCACAGCAAAAUCACCAGACAGUUUCCGACAGAGACUGGUCAUCACACAUUUUACAAGAAAGCGUAUUCAGUUCUACAAGAGAAAAUACCUUUCUUAAUUUCUGAAAUGAAGAUCAAAAUAUUGAAAAGUCUCCUCUAUCUGACAAUGGUUUAUCCACUAAAUGUGUUACCUGCUGUCACUUCCCAGAUCAGGCUGGUCAAUGGUAAAGAUCGCUGCUCAGGAAGAGUGGAGAUCUAUUACAGUGGCCAGUGGGGAACAGUUUGCGAUGAUUCCUGGGAUAUUAAAGAUGCUGUGGUGGUGUGUAGACAGCUGGACUGUGGGGUUACAAACCAAGUCCGAAGUAGUGGCCAAUAUGGUCCAGGCAGUGGAACUAUCUGGCUGGAUGAAGUUGCAUGCACUGGUAGUGAACGUCAUCUCACAGAGUGCCCGCACAGAGGAUUUGGAAUACAUAACUGUCAUCAUCGUGAGGAUGCUGGUGUUGUCUGCCCAGUCUUUUUCCACCUCCAAGCUGCCGAGGUCAGGCUGGUCGAUGGGAAGAGUCGCUGCUCUGGGAGAGUGGAGAUCUAUUACAGUGGCCAGUGGGGAACAGUGUGUGAUGACGACUGGGAUAUGAAUGAUGCUGCGGUGGUGUGUGGACAGCUGGGUUGUGGGAGUGCUGUAGGUGCCCCUCUUGGUGCCCAUUUUGGUCAGGGUAGUGAACCAACCUGGCUGGAUAAUGUGAACUGCUCUGGUAGUGAAAGCUACCUCUCAGAGUGCUCACACAGAAGUUUUGGAGUUGAAGACUGUAAUCAUGGUGAAGAUGCUGGUGUUUUCUGCCUCUCAGGUUUAACCCUGAAGAUACCUACCCUCUCUAGAACGCCUUCCCAUUCAGCUUUUUCACCUGGUGAAACGGUCCAGUUCAUCUGCUCUGUCCCACAGCGAAUUUCCAUCUCUGCAACAUUUGCCUUAUAUAUGGGGGGAUCUUCAAUAAUGACCAAGGCAGUUGGAACCACUCAGACCAGUAAGACUUUCACAUUGUCCAGUCUGCAAUCUGCACACCAGGGAAGGUACAGUUGUUUACAACAGAUAACCCAGAACGGUCAGAAAAUGAUCAGCUCUUCUUCAAGCAACUCCAUGGACAUCACUAUUGUUGUCUUGUUACAGCCCAACAUCUCUCUCAAUGCUCCAAAUGGAGGGAUGUUCUGGGGACUUCAGGGGCCAGAGGUGACCAGGGGCCACAGCUUCUCCAUCACCUGCUCCAUUCAGCCACAGUAUCCUGGAGGCCUCUUCUAUCUGGACCUCUCUGGGUCCAACAGGACUGAAACUGAGCCAGCAGUCAACCACUCUGCCUCCUUUCACUUUCCUGUUGCAGACUAUACAGACCAGGGGAACUACAGUUGUGUUUAUGAAGUUAAUGUCUCCACCCUGUCAUUCCAUUCUACCAAGACAGAGUUGCUGACAGUCAGCAUUCGAGCAUCCAUAGUCCCCAUUAUUUCCCCUGGUGCAAUAUGUGGGCUACUGCUCCUCCUCCUGCUGCUCAUUACUUGUCUAGUCUGGAAGAAGAUAAGCAGCAGAGAGCAGUCUAUUAUGAUAAACCCGAGAGAAACUGCCAAUAACAUUAGCACAUAUGGAAACACUGUGGUUGCAGCGAGUGAAGAAAAUGAUGAAGAGGACUAUGUCAACGUAGAAACCUUUGUCAACAAGAGAAAAGAUGAAGACUUGAAAAAAGGAUGCCAUGCAGGAAUGUAUGUGAAAAGGGAGUUGCUUACCACUAAAAAUAAUGAGAAUGCUCCAGGAGCCAUGAACAAGUUUGGAAACAACCAAGGUGAAGGGCCAGAGUCAAGUGAGGAAGAUGAGUCCGACUAUGAAAAUGCAGAUAUCUUCACAGAGAGGGAUUUUGCUGAAGACAUCUAUGAUGAAGACAGUGAGUCUUUAGACCUGGAGCAGCUCACUUCAUGUAAAUCUGGAAGGGAGAAUGACUAUGAAGAAGAUGACAACAUAUACGCAAACAAUGAGUGAAGGCCUUGUAAUGCAGAUGCAGAGGUAUUGAUGCCAGGAAAGGCAUGAAAGGUUAGCUUUGUGAGUUGAAUUAUAAUGGCUUAAUUAAAAAACAACUUAAAAAAACAAAAUGUUCACUUAGUAGAUACGAGUAAUGGCUUUGUUUGAAUAUGAAUUACAAUUCCAAUGUAAAUAGUUUGGGUGUAUGAGUUCUAGUUGUAUUGUUGCCAGGUAAUUGUAUGAGUUUUCUGACUUAACUUUGUUAUAUAUAUAUAUUUUUUUUAUUAUGACAUUAUUUACUUCAGUUUAAAAAGAGUGAUUGUCUUGAUGAAUUGGCUGAACGCAUUGAACAUAAUCUAUUAUUACAUUUUUUUAAGUAAAUAUAUUAAUACUAUAUUAAUACUAGACUGUUUGUCUUCUAUAAUGUUCAGUGUGCUGUCAAGGAGUUGUGCUGUCAAAGAAUAGUCGUAGCAAUGACUGGUUGUGAUGUGCUAAACUUGAGAUCUACACUCUUAGAAAAAAGGGUCCCAAAAGGUUUUCUUGGCUGUCUGCAUAGGAUAACCCUUUUUGGUUCCAGGUAGAACUCUUUUGGGUUCCAUGUAGAACCAUCUGUGUAAAGGGUUCUACCUGGAACCAAAAAAUGAUUAUUCAAAGGGUUCUCCUAUAGGACAGCUGAAGAACUCUUUUAGGUUCUAGAUAGCACAUUUUUUCCCCCAAGUGUACAGUAUGACAAAAACCAAAUACAUUUGUACUGUAUGUAUAGAAUCUAACAAUAAUUUUGAUUUCAGUGUACAUUUUUGAUUAUUGUGUGUGUGACUAUAAAGAACAUGAAAUCCAUGAAA
Molecule: messenger RNA, 4847 nt
Organism: Oncorhynchus kisutch (coho salmon)
Lineage: Eukaryota; Metazoa; Chordata; Actinopteri; Salmoniformes; Salmonidae
Exons: 11
Coding region: 2134-4026 (630 amino acids)
Biological process (GO): zymogen activation
Cellular component (GO): plasma membrane
Molecular function (GO): serine-type endopeptidase activity
Source: RefSeq, a predicted model, not a curated record